Platichthys flesus (European flounder) is the source of this 3037-nucleotide messenger RNA. It is a transcript of the gene ube2wb, whose product is annotated as ubiquitin conjugating enzyme E2 Wb. Bases 240 to 716 code for a protein of 158 amino acids. The transcript is spliced from 6 exons. The record is from RefSeq and is a predicted model, not a curated record. NCBI's taxonomy places the organism in Eukaryota, Metazoa, Chordata, Actinopteri, Pleuronectiformes, Pleuronectidae.
UUAGCUCAGCGUCACCUCGGGCUUCUCUGCCGGUUCACUCCCCGGUUCGCCCGUAGACGUGUGUCCCUCCGAGGCGGCGGUGACAUCGAGGCCGAAGCGGUGACAUUUCGGGCUGAAGCGCUCAGGUUUAGCGCUGAGCUCCGGAGCUAGCAACACAACUAGCCCAUCAUCACCAACAGCCCCGAGUCCAGGCUAACACGCAGCUUCCUGGGGAGCGGCGUCGAGUUGUGUAGACAGACAUGUUGCGUGGUCUACCUCGCAGUCACACGCCGGUGAAGAGGCUACAGAAGGAAUUAUUAGCCCUGCAAAAUGAUCCACCACCUGGGAUGACGCUGAACGAAAAAAGUGUACAGAGCUGCAUCACACAGUGGAUUGUAGACAUGGAGGGAGCUACUGGCACACUGUAUGAAGGAGAGAAAUUUCAGUUGCUUUUCAAAUUUAGUGCUCGAUAUCCUUUUGAGUCACCUCAGGUUAUGUUCACAGGAGAGAAUGUACCUGUCCAUCCUCAUGUGUAUAGCAACGGUCACAUCUGUUUGUCCAUUCUAACGGAAGAUUGGUCUCCAGCCCUCUCAGUGCAAGCAGUUUGUCUUAGCAUUAUCAGCAUGUUGUCCAGCUGCAAAGAAAAGAGACGACCGCCUGAUAACUCAUUUUAUGUCAGAACGUGUAACAAAAAUCCAAAGAAGACAAAAUGGUGGUAUCAUGAUGAUACAUGCUAAUGUACAAACUUUGUAAUAAUCGUAGAAGAAAGAAGUCCUACUGACCUACGUAAAAGCACUUUUUAAUAAUUCAGUCUUUGAACUCUGACCGGAGUCUGGACCAGUGGAUACCAUGCUCUGGAGGCUCUCGACUGCACCCCCCCCCCCCCCCCCAGCCCCCCCCCCCCCCCCCCCCCCCAGCCCCACCCCACCACGCGGGCAGUUGGAUGCAUGUUUUAGUCGGGUUGUAAUAUAAAGAAUACAAAUAAUUUGACAGUUUAGAUGCACCCACGAUGGAUUGUUUUGGGCAAAAAAUUAGUAAUGCAGAGAGCAAGCAAGUUAGGUGGAUUUGAAGUGAGAAAAUUACAAUCCCUGUUUUAAGAUUAUUAUUGUUACUUUUUUGUUUGCGUGUGGGUGCAUUUUAAAGGUCCUUGUGUUGUGCAAUAAUAACUGAUGGAUGCAUGCUGGGGCCUGCAAAGAGAAAUCCAAAUCUGAUUGUUUUCUGGAAGGGAUCGGACCAUCAUAACCCCAAGGAAAUGCUUCAUCUGGUUUUAGUUUUUUUGGGGGAAAAAUAUUAUUAUUAUAUGCACUGUGAAAGUAUCUAGUUUGAAAAGGCACUAUAAGAACAUUAUUCUCAACAUGCAGUUGUACUGUAAGCAGUCCUCCAUAUAUUUAUCAGGUGACAAGGUUUAAGUUUGUAACCACUGUAUCAAGAGUUCACUCGAGUUUCCUCUCCAUCUUCCAACCUGAGAGCCGGUUGCACUUCUUCCUGCUGUUGGACAGAAUGUCGGUACAGGAUCAAAACGGAUGCGACCACUACGCGGUCCCUCGCUCUAUCAGUCGGUCAGUCAGCGUGCAUCACAUAAAACCACAUGUGUGGCGUUUGCUCGUCCAGCCAUGAAGACGUGCAGUGGCCUCUCUUCCAUUUAAAGAAUGUCUGGGAGAGAACUAUGAUCCAUUUUUAUUUUUAGAUACUUUUUUUCUUUUUUUUAAACUCAUGCUUUAAUCUUCUCAAAAUGUUUGAUUUUAAAUGUCCUGAGUUCUUUUUUGUACUGCUUUUCAACUUGGAGUAUUUUGAUGGGUCGUUAUGUUUUUUUUGUUUAAACUUUUCUUUUUUCUUUUUGAAUAUGUUAUUUAAUUUAAAAAUGUUCUUUCGUUUCAUCUCCAGAACGGUAAUGAAUGACGAAAAAGGAGUCUUUCUAGAAGUUGUAACAAUGAGGCUUUUCUGAUUUCCCCCUGGUCAGAGUUUUGGGCUCAGGUAAUUUUUUUCAUUAUAGAGAUCACCUCGAAAAAGAUACCUAUCAGAUAUUUUGAAUUUAACUAUAUUUUCACCCAAAGAGACUGUUAUGUUGUAAACUUAUAACAUGUCUGACACUAUUGUAUAUAUACGUCUUUAAAUUGUUGGAUGAUGUGAAAGAAAUUAGCAGAGGAUGCAUUUCCUUGAUAGCAGAAUGAUAAUAGAAGUGCUUUAUUUUAUUGGAUGCUAGUUUGCAUCUUUUGCUAAUUAGGAGGUGUACAGACAGCGACAAACACUAUUAUUUGUUAAAAAAAAAAGUUUAGUAGUUUUACAGUGUGGGUGCAUGCAAUUUUAAACCCUGCUUUUUCUUAUUGGCAUCAGACAUUGUGACAACUUUUAGUCUUUCCACAACUAAGGUCAUGGUUUAAGGGAUGGAUAUAACAAACCCUCCAGAGGCUCUUUUUGACAUUUUAAGAGUGUAAUCACUCCAUUCCUAGAGAAAUGUUUUUCGCCAUCCAGUCAGAGAUACUUGAAUUUUCCAUCAUGGGUUGUUUUGCAUUUUCUUUUUUCCAGGGUCUAGCUGAGUUUCUUGAAUGAACUUGAGUGAAUGUGAUGACUCUCUAUACUGUAGAAGAGAUUACCACAGCACACCGCUAUCUCAAAACUAUAUUGAUAACUUAUAAGUCAUCUAUUUAACCAAUGAUUUUUUUUUUUAAAGCGAUUAUAAACUUCAUCGUAAGGCUCUUGUCUGCUGUUGCUGUGUUUUGAGGAAAUAGAUGGGAGGACAAACGAUUGUGUCAAUGCAGUAACAACGGCAUCUGUGCGGGGACAAAAAGCCCUCACCCAGUCCGCAGUAGAACACUAGGGAUUAGAAAAACUUGCGAGUGAAUAUGUUACAAGGGUUUGGAUGUGAUAUAUAAUUUUAUUUUACUUUUUCUUUUCAAUGUGGUUUGAACUCUAAGCUUGCAGGUUGUUGUGAGUGAUGAACACUAAUGAGGGUGUGGUAUUUAUAUUUGAAUUUUUUUGUUCUGGGAUGUGCAAGCUCCAUGUAAUAGGUGCCUGUUCAUUUUCAUAAUCAAUAAUAAAAAGCAAAGAUUCACUUUUA